CGGUGAAGGCCAUCUGUUCUGUAUUUGUUGCAUUUCACUUCUGGAGUUCCGGUGCAUGUCAUGUCUUUGAGCGUGGGAGCGUGGAGAACUUUGGGCCGAGCAGCGGGGACGAGGUCGAACAUUGCCCGCUUUUCGCAAUGCAGUAGGCAAGCGGAGGAGAAGCUGCCUGAAGGCAAGGGAGCUGAGGAAAAGACGACGGAAGUGAGAGGGCCUACUUUGGCCGAAGAGCAGCAACAGAAGAAGAGCGAGAAUAAGGAUAAUACGCAGCGGAAGAAGGCUUCGUUUGGCAUUCCAUCUCUGGCCUUCUUCGCUGUAGGGCUGCCGCUUGGAUACUACUUUAGCGAUUCUCUACCGCUUCGCAAAAGCACCGGGUUGUCGGACCCUCGAGAGUUCGUCAAAUACACCUUGAUUGGCAAGGAAAGCGUUUCUUCAACAUGCGCGAUAUUCCGACUACGGCCCUCCACCGGAACGACAGUCGACUUAGCCGAUCCCAACCUCGAGCGAGCGAUCACGAGCGUCGAAUUCAAGCAGCCGCAAUUGCAGAUCGCAAGAUCGUACACUUCUCUGCCGCAAGCGGAUGGACAGCAUGAAGACGAGUUGCGAUUUCUCAUUCGGAGAGAGCAGAAGGGAGAAGUCUCGAACUUCCUACACAGACUUCCAGAAGGUGCUGAACUGGAGACACGGGGUCUGCACCCGGAGUUCAUCCUACCAGAGAAUGUGAACAGUGUAGCGUUUCUGGUAGGAGGCACGGGCAUUGCCCCAGCGGCACAAGCGGCAGAUAUUCUGGCUGGACAAGCAGAUUUGCAUAUCUUGUGGGCGAGCAGGAGACGAGAAGAUUGUAUUGGGGGCUUCAGUGAUACACAAAUCGAGCCUAAGAAGACAGGCUGGGGAUUUUGGGGAUCGUCGAAGCCUGCAAAAGGCAACGAGCGGGCAGAUGACUUGCCCAAUGCUGAGAAAGGUGCUCUUGUCACUAUUCUUGAGAGUUUGAAGCAACGGUCAGCGGCAUCGAAUGGUCGCAGCUCGCGUCUCGCAGUGGACUACUUCGUGGACGAGGAAGGCUCGUUCAUCAGACCGGAAGACGUGAAGCGCAUGAUCUAUCGGCUCACCAAAGAUCAGAAAGACUCGGACAGUGGGCGGAACAUCUUGUUCGUCUCUGGACCAGAGGGCUUUUUGAGCUACUGGGCAGGUUCAAAGCAAUGGGCGAAUGGUGGAGAAGUGCAAGGUCCGCUGCGCGGCGUGCUUUCAACCUUGGACCUCUCUGGAUGGGACGUCAUCAAGCUUUGAAAUGCCCCAAGCGCGCCUCUUGUUGUACGGCACAGCAAUUAUCAUCAACGCAUGUUGCAAAAUGCAACAAAACUGACUCGUGAAAAUAUGAGCUCGGCUUUUGCGAGCUCGGCCGACGUGGGGUGAUCGGUCUCCUACUGCG
Molecule: messenger RNA, 1426 nt
Organism: Cercospora beticola
Lineage: Eukaryota; Fungi; Ascomycota; Dothideomycetes; Mycosphaerellales; Mycosphaerellaceae
Gene: CYC2
Product: oxidoreductase
Biological process (GO): cytochrome c-heme linkage
Cellular component (GO): mitochondrion
Molecular function (GO): FAD binding; oxidoreductase activity
Source: RefSeq, a predicted model, not a curated record